AUGGCCAAGUCAUUAAGAAGUAAAUGGCGACGAAAGUGUAGAGCAGUAAAACGUGAACGUUAUGGUGCAAAGGAACUGGCUACAUUGAAAAAAACUCUUGGUAUCGAUGAAAAUGGUCAACAAGAGGUUGAAUUGAAUGAAAUAUCCGAAAUAGCCACAGUUGUUGAUGCCAAGACAAUUAAAGCUGAAAAUGAGAUGAAAGCUGAUAAGAAUGAUAAUGAAAAUCAUGUCGAGCAAAUGGAUCAAGACGGUAAACGUGUUUACAAUAAGAAGACAAUGAAAGAUCAAUAUGGACAGUAUCCAAUUUGGAUGAGCAGUCGUAAGAUUGCCAAACAUAAGAAAGGUCGGGGAAAAAAUCUUUCAGCUACCUCAAAAUCAAGCAAAAGACUUACUAAGAGACAAAAAAAGAUGGUGAAGAAGAAAGGUAACUCUCAAAAUAAUUAA
This is a messenger RNA of Cotesia congregata, 444 nucleotides long. The record is from the annotation of a GenBank genome assembly. NCBI's taxonomy places the organism in Eukaryota, Metazoa, Arthropoda, Insecta, Hymenoptera, Braconidae.